AACUCAAAUCGCGAUGGGAGAGCGUCGGGUCAGCAGUGUCACUCUGACUUAGCACCCAUGUACACGAGUCGAGCGGUGCCGGCUCCUACACUAUUAUCGUAACUAAUAAAAAAAAAAACUUUAUAAAAAAAAAGGUUUAUUAACAACCAGUGCAAAAAUAUGCCGUGAAAUUAUUUUUUCAGUAAAACAUGUGAAUGCAGACAAUGUGAAAACUUUGUGACGAAAAGUUUUUUGAAAUUAGUUUUAAAGUGUUUUUAAAUUAGUAUUUCUUGUAGUUUAAAAUAUUUUAUCAGUACUGUUAACUGUCAAAAUUGGCAAAAUGGAUAAUUAGCUAUUUGUUUUUACUAAUUUGUAGGGUUUAAGCUUAUUAAUAAAAAGUUAAGUGAGAGUGAAGUUAAAGCUUGCAACAAUAUCACCAACUGCGACUUUGAUUGGCGCUAAAGCGAACACCAUCGCUGUUGAAAGGAAACUAUAAAAGGGUUUUCGUCGAGAGCAGAACUUAGUCACUUUGGUAAACUACCCAUGUUACGAUGCUGGACGAACUACUGCCCACUCUAGCGACCAACCGAUCCACCGCUCCUGGACACGACCACAACUUCUACGUCACAUUCUACGAUGACGUCAACCACAGAUAUGUUAACGAGAGCCAUAAUGCCACGGAGUCAUACCAGUCAUUCAUCCUCCCCUGGUGGCGUCAAGUGCUGUGGACGGUGCUGUUCGCCGGGAUGGUGGUGGUGGCCACCGUGGGGAACCUCGUCGUCAUCUGGAUAGUGCUCGCCAAUAAACGCAUGAGGAGCGUCACCAAUUACUUCUUGGUAAACCUGUCAGUCGCAGACGCGAUGGUGUCGACUCUCAACGUGACGUUUAACUUCACGUACAUGCUGAACUCCGACUGGCCGUUUGGGCAUUUCUACUGCAAAUUCUGUCAGUUCAUCGCCGUGCUCAGCAUAUCUGCCUCUGUGUUUACAUUGCUGGCUAUCAGUGUGGAUAGGUAUGUGGCCAUAAUGAGCCCUCUACAGCCGAGGUUGGGCAAGCGAGCGACCCUCGGCAUCACAGCUUCCAUCUGGGUCCUAAGCUCCGUGCUCAGCACGCCCAACCUGAUCUACUUCACCACCGACAUGGAUUAUCUGCCUGAUGGGAGUAUUAGGCGAGUCUGCUUCUCCGAGUGGCCUGACGGUAUCACCACGCAGUCUCAAUUGGAAUAUUGGUACAACGUGGCCUUCAUGGUGCUAACCUACUUCUUGCCGAUCAUGUCUAUGACGUAUACGUAUUCACGGGUCGGCAUAGAGCUGUGGGGAUCCCAGUCCAUUGGGGAAUGCACGCAGAGGCAACUCGACAAUGUCAAGAGUAAACGCAGGGUAGUAAAAAUGAUGAUCGUAGUGGUGGUAAUAUUUGCCGUCUGCUGGCUGCCAUUCCACGUCUACUUCCUCGUGACGUCAUACUAUCCAGAAGUGGUGAACUACACGCACAUCCAGGAAAUAUACCUGGGCAUCUACUGGCUGGCCAUGAGUAACUCCAUGUACAAUCCCAUCAUCUACUGCUGGAUGAACUCGAAGUUCCGAAGAGGCUUCAAGCAAUUCUUCUGGUGCUGCGGUGCAUUCGGUGGCGGUGGGCUCGACAGACGCCGUGGCUUCGGAACUGAACGCCUAGACAGAUCUGUACGGUCGCUAUCACCUAGCAGGAAGAAUGGUACCAGUUUAUUCAAGACGACAAAAUUCAUCAAAAACCCACCUGGCUCUCCUCACUUGCUCCAUGCAAAUAAAAUACACAAGCACUAUCCGAAUUUCGAUGCAUAGCACUUACAACCAGACGCUGGUGAGCACGGCCUGACAGCGGAGGUGCGCGGGCGGCGCGCACGACGCGUGUGACGCGCACGCGCACGCCGCGCCGCACGCCACCGAGCGCACGUGGAUAUGACGCGAGUGUCGCGCCCCGCGCGUCACACGCACGCCACACGACCUCUACGCGUAAGCCACGCCGCGUAAUGGACGCUUCGACGUUACAAACGUUUGCAAGUAAUAAGUGUCAUAAACGUUUUAUUUGUUUAAGUGGUCUACUAGUCAUAAUAGAAGAACAUAUAUGGAGUGUAAGAAAUGUUUUGUAUGUUUAUAAAGGACAGGAAAUUGAAAACGCUUGCAAUUAUAUUGUAUUUUAUCUGAACUCAUAAAUGUUAGAUAUCCUAAGGUAAUCCUUUUUUAUAUAAUUUAAUGACCCUGAUCAAACUCGUGCUUAUAUGUAUUAUGAAUAUCAUCCACGUUUAAACGUGAUGUAAGUAACUAUUACGUGUAACAAAGACGUUAUUUCUGUAAAUAUAAUUGGAAUUCGUUUUCUGUAAAUACUUGGGUGAUCGGAACAUUGGUGGAAUUUUGUUUACAAAACCAUUGGUGUUAAUUUUUAAACUGUUUAAAAUAAAGAUCAUGUUGUUUAAUCGCACAAAAUGUGUAGGUGUAAGUGCGAUCCACAAUUGAUAAAAAUUGUUGGCUUGGCUACAAAAGAUUUUAAAUGUCUUAUUAUCUUGAAAUAUGGUAGGUUUUGAUCUGAAAGAUUAAAAGGUUAAGGGUAUUGAAACCAAUAUAUAAAAUUAAGUUUUUAUGAAAUGUAAAAAAUAUUGUAUAAUAAUGCUAUAAUAAAUUAUAUUGUAAAUAUUAUAAAACUUAUGAAAUAAGUAGAUAUUUUAUUAAAUGUAAAGAUUUUCUAUCUCCAUAAUAUAAAGAUGUUUAUAUUUUAAUUAGUGGUAUAAUAUUGUAGACCAAAAAUAAAGCACGCUCUAUAAAUACAAUGACGGUCAUAUUUUCUGUAAUAAAAAUCAAGAAAGGUAUAGGCGUCAAGUAUUUUGUAAAUACGAAUGAAAAGCGCUAUCUAAAUCAAAUGUAUCAAUAUCAUUCCAAAUGUACGAAUAUCACACGACGUGCGAAUAAUAUUCAAAAUAUUUUUCAUAAAAUUCACUUCGUGUCCUACAGAGACAAUAUGAUCGAUAUCCAACAGAAUGCAAUUUCUGUUACAUUCAAUACAUUUUCUAAACUUGUCUGCCGAAUAGAAAUAACUCUCGCAUACAUUCAGAAUUUGAAUAAGGAACAAUAUUUUAUAUUUCACACAAUAAAACUUCACUAUUUGUGACACAUAAUGCUUUUAGGGAGAGUAGGUAAUAUAAUAUUAUCAAACUGAGUAUUCUAGAGACGCUAAUUACGACCUCAAAGUAAAAACAUUAACCCGACUACGUCAAUUCUGUAAGACAAAUUAAUAAAGCAAAAGGUCUAGAAUUAAGUGGAUUGUUUUAAUUAUAUGAUUAUAGUGCAUUCUCCUUGGUUGCAUUUAUGUAAAAGGCUACAAUUUCUUAUAGCAUAUUUUAAAAGGCAGUGUUAGGAAUAAAUGAUUCGACUACCCUUGCGGUGGAAAAUCUGUUCUAAAUAAAAAUCUAUUUGCACAUUUUUGUGGGUUUAGCCAAAUACAUUUUUGUGUAAAUAACACAUUGAAACGACACCAAAAUAGACGUAAUAAUAAAGAGACAUUGGUAUAGAGUCAAAGCAAAAUUUAAAUCCACUUAGGGAUAUUAAAUAAAACUCAGUGUUAUACUAUGAAGCUCAUAUGUCACUUUCUUUGAGCUACAUAACACUCUUCAAACGACAUCAGAACUGCUCGCUUUUGACGAAAGAAUCGGUGCAAUCGACAAAACCUUAUGCAAUAUAUCCACGAGACGUAUUGGAAUCCGACCACUAGUGCAUGCACUAUGUUUACUGCAGCCAAUAUUGAAACGAACUAAUAUCUUCAGGCGUUGUUUGCCGAUACAUUCCUACGUCAAUGUCAGUGAAUAUCAAUAUUCAUGUUUUAGAUUUUAUGCUUUGGGUUAUAGAGGAGGAUUUUUUUUUUCGUAUUUUCAUUGCAUAUCCCAUUGUGAUGCACAAUUGAAAAUUAUUUUUUUUUAAAAAGCUCUCUAAGCUAUUAAAAAAAAUGAAACAUUCUGGAUUUAAAACUGUUCAUUUUGACGUUCAUCAUUCAAAGAUCUUGACAUUUUAAUCCAAAGGUAAUACAGAUAAUUACAAAUAAUAAUUAUUUUUGAGAUAUUAGGUACCUAUGCUUCAUAACUAAAUGCACUAUUUUUUGCACUGGCUGAAAACACGGUCUGGUAGACACUCAAAAAAGUUGAUGGCUUCGGAGGUUGCAUUUGUUUUGUUACAUUGGCCACUUCUAGUAUACGUAGACCGUAGCGUCAUAAUUUGGACAAGAUAAACGAGAAAAGCUAACUCAAAUUGGUACUUUUUGAUAUAAAUGAUGGCAAGUAUGUCGUGGUCCACCAAUUCAACUAGGCACAAUUUAAAUAAUAUUUAAAGAGCUUAUUGUACGACUUUAGUAAGUUAGUACGUAACUUUCAACGAUUUAAGUUAUAUUAAAUAAAAAACUUUUCGUAAAAAACCGGGAAACGCUUUAAGGUUAAUGUAUUUUGCAUUUUAUUUUCGUCAUUCCUCAUAAACUCCGUUUUAAGACUGCGUUGUCACCCCUGCAAACAGAUGUAAAUAAAAACAUGCAAAUAAUUAUUAAAGUUACCAUACUUAUAAUAUAAGCUAUCUAUACAUAAAUGGUACCAUAAGUUACUCGUAUACGUACAUUAUAAUUAUAUAAUUAUGUAAAUAAUAAACCUGUAUGUAAAUAUAUUUUAUUUGUACCUAAAAUGUAACGACAUCUUGUAUUUAUUAAAUGUUUAGAAACUCUAUGUGAAAUUGGAAAAUAAAAUUAAUUAAUAUUUUAGAA
Messenger RNA from Helicoverpa armigera (cotton bollworm), 4746 nucleotides. RefSeq names its product tachykinin-like peptides receptor 99D (gene NGR-A24). The coding region runs from base 531 to 1796 and encodes 421 amino acids. The transcript is spliced from 13 exons. Gene Ontology annotation, molecular function: tachykinin receptor activity. Gene Ontology annotation, biological process: G protein-coupled receptor signaling pathway. The record is from RefSeq and is a predicted model, not a curated record. NCBI's taxonomy places the organism in Eukaryota, Metazoa, Arthropoda, Insecta, Lepidoptera, Noctuidae. Gene Ontology annotation, cellular component: plasma membrane.